Molecule: messenger RNA, 2353 nt
Organism: Trichoplusia ni (cabbage looper)
Lineage: Eukaryota; Metazoa; Arthropoda; Insecta; Lepidoptera; Noctuidae
Exons: 7
Coding region: 311-1573 (420 amino acids)
Biological process (GO): sensory perception of smell; detection of chemical stimulus involved in sensory perception of smell
Cellular component (GO): plasma membrane
Molecular function (GO): odorant binding; olfactory receptor activity
Source: RefSeq, a predicted model, not a curated record
CGUAACGAUUUCCAUUUGUUGUCAAGUCAAUUAAUGUUUGAGAGAAAAUGGAAAAACACUUAUUCAUUGCUAUGCUUUAAAACAAAAACCAAAAUGUCAUCAUCCCUAUUUAUGUCUAUAGGUGGUGAGAUUUGAGUCCUGAAUAUUAUUCUUUUCCCUAGAAAAAAUAAUAUUUGUAUUUUUUUUUAUCAACCUCCUUUUUAACAAAAAAUCGCAUUGAACCAGAAUAGGACGCGUUGUGUUAUCGUGUUGUAACUGCUACUUACAACGUCAAUCGUUCAAGGCUUAUACAGCAAGAGCGGUCUCAAACAUGUUGAAAAAGUUUAAAUCUUUUUACAAUAAAGAAAACCAAGAUUUCUCAAAGGGAUAUGUCGAUCCUUAUGAGUUUCAUCAAACAUUUUACUUCGUGAUGAAAGCCUUCAAAGUGGCUGAACUGGACAGCAAGCACAAACCUUCGUUAUGGAGUCAAAAUGCUGUUAUAUUCGCUACUGGGCUUUUGGCUGCAAUUUUGUCUUUUGCCUCCUUUAUUCACGGCGUAGAUAUUUUCGACAUUCCACUCAUUACGGAGGCUGGAACAUACACCAUUGUUUUAACCUACGAGUUACUAAUACAGACAUGUACCAGAAAUGACUUACCGCAAUACCAUAAUUUCCUGAGAGCCAUGAAAACAGAUUUCCAUUAUAUCUGCACAGUCGGAGAAAAGUACCGGGUACCUUAUUUCGAAGAACAAUUGAAGACGUGGAAGAUAUGCAUAUUUGCCUGUAUUUUCACCGCAAGCAUUGCUAUAGGGAUGGUUAUAUUUGCCUUUCUCUCCUUAUUCUACUUCUUGGCUACUACCAAACCAGAAGAUGAAGGAAGCAGGCCUCUUUUGUUCCCAUUCUGGUUGCCUGAUGUGGAUUUUGGGAAGUCACCAGUGUACGAAAUGGCGUUCAUUUUCUCUAAUACUUGUGCUAUACUAUACGCCUAUAAUUAUAUCUUUAUGAUUCAAACUCAAAUAGUAUGGAUAAGACAGAUCACUUCAAAGGUCGAUAUAGUGGUGUGGAGCAUUCAGGAUCUUCUGGUGGACAUACUCCCAGCUACUAAUGAACAGGAGGAUCUACUAUAUUCUCAGCUCAUUGAUACGCGGAUGAGGGAUAUUGUUCGACACCAUCAGUCUAUGUACAGCCUUAUGGAAGAUUAUGCGAUUGUUUACAAGAAGUUAUUGAUGUUUGAACAAAAGUGUUGCGGUCCUGUGGUGUGUCUAACUGCCUAUUGUAUUGCAGAGAAAUUCGAUGAAGGUGAAUUUCAAGCAAUACUUCUAUUGCUCUGUGUAGCAACCAUAGUACUGCAUUUCAUUCCAAGUUACAUGUGCACUUAUUUAGCUUUCAAGGUAAGCUCUGUGUGUGACGCUUGUUGGAGCACUCCAUUUUGGAAUGCAGGCCCCGUGAUACGUCCUUACAUGGUCCUUAUAAUGCAGCGCUCGCUUCGACCUCUGCCGCUCCAAGCCCCGGGCUUUGAAGACAUCUCUAUUGAAACAUUCUCAAAGGCAAGUAACCUAAAACAUUGGACAAUUUCAGUAAGAGAGAACGGCUAGUUAACAAUUUUUUUUUGUACUCUGUUCCAGAAAAUGACAUCGGCGUACUCGUACUUCAAUAUGCUGCGGCACACGAAUAUACAAUAAAUAUCAGUAUUGAAAUAUAAUCUGCACCCAUUAAUUAGCAAGAAGCGCACUCAACUUAAUUGAUUCAAUUCACUCCCAUCGGUAAGAAACGUACCAUAAAACACAGCACAGCCAAUAGAUUAAAUAAAAGGCGAUAUUAUACAAAACUUUGUUUAUUUAUUUAACUUUAUCCUAUUCAAACUUGCCUACCUAAACGGAGCAUUUUGUACAAGUGAAUACGCAAACUUUGAAAUUCUCGUCACGUAAAAGUGGCGCCCAACGUGGGGCCAGGCAAACACAUCGGUGUUACCUGCUAAUCUUAUUAUUUACCUCUUCAGCCACUUCAGGUUAUUUACACAAACGAGUUUAACAACAGAAUAUUACAUAAUUUUGUUAAUAUUUCGGGAAAUACCGGUGCUUAAUCACUUAAGUAAUUCAUUUAGGUAGUCCAAUUCGUAGAAAUUUAGUAAUAGAACGUUUAUAUUUAUCUUGAAAUACGAACACAAAAUCCGUUUUGACUAUAUUCAGUAAGGAUAUACCUUAUUACACAGGAGCCAUAACUUACAACAACCGAAUAUUUUAUCAGGAACACAAAAAUAACAAGAAUCACAAACACAAAUCAAGUGACCAUAAAGUCAUGGUCACAUUAGACAGACACUACAGGGCACUUUCACAGCGCAAUAUCCAAUACAACACGUAAAUUAUCACGCUCCA